Pseudogymnoascus verrucosus is the source of this 2657-nucleotide messenger RNA. RefSeq lists its product as uncharacterized. NCBI's taxonomy places the organism in Eukaryota, Fungi, Ascomycota, Leotiomycetes, Thelebolales, Thelebolaceae. The transcript is spliced from 2 exons. Gene Ontology annotation, molecular function: sulfuric ester hydrolase activity. The record is from RefSeq and is a predicted model, not a curated record. The coding region runs from base 560 to 2296 and encodes 578 amino acids.
CACCACCCACCACCACCCACCACCAUUUUCCCUCCUCCACCCUCCCUCCUCCGAACACCCCGAAUAAUACCAAGAAGCCUAAACUCCUCCCCCCACCCUCAAAAGCGCCAUCUUUCUUUCCUUUUUCCUUCCUUCCUUCAUUUCCUUCCUUUCUUCCUUACAUUCAUCCCAUCGCGAGACCGUGAAUUCCUCCAGAUCCCCACGGUGUAUCUACAGCUGUCGUCACUUCCAUCCAUCUCUGCCACUUUAUACCAGACUACACCAGGUCACCAGCAAAGCCAUUAUACCUCUAUUUUGCCACUCUACUGCCUUGACUACUUCUACUCUACUACCUUACAAAGCUUUACCAGCUUCAAACUCGCACCCACAGCUUCAAGGCAUCACACAUCCACCGCUGUUUGAGCGCAAGCAAGCAACCAAAAAAAAAUAUCGAGGUCCCCCCACGCCAGAUUCAGCCACGAUCUGACUAUCUGCAACCCUCACUCAAUCGAUCGAUCACCUCCAACCACCACACACAAACAAACAACCACCACACCAACUCUCCCUGCGACCCGCCACCAUGGCACCAGAUCUCAACUCCGUCCCCCUCUCCCCCUACCCCCCCUCCACCACCGCCACUCCCCCCGCCCCUUCGUCCACCCCCCCCUCACAGCCAAACAUCCUCUACAUCAUGGCGGACCAACUGGCCGCUCCCCUCCUGAAGAUGUACAACCCCGCCUCCCAAAUCAAGACCCCGCACCUCGACUCCCUCGCCUCCUCCGCCGUCGUCUUCGACUCCGCCUACUGCCCCUCCCCCCUCUGCGCCCCGUCCCGCAUGAGCAUGGUAACGGGCCAGCUCCCCACCAAGAUCGGCGCCUACGACAACGCCAACAGCAUCGGUCCCGACGUGCCGACCUACGCGCACUACCUCCGCGCUGCGGGCUACGAGACCGCCUUGGCGGGGAAGAUGCAUUUUAUCGGGGAGCAGCUGCAUGGGUAUGAGAAGAGGCUUACGAGUGAUAUAUACCCCGGGGAUUACGGGUGGAUGGUCAAUUGGGACGAGCCGGAUCGGAGGUUGGAGUGGUAUCAUAAUGCCAGUUCGAUCUUGCAGGCUGGACCCUGUGUGAGGAGCAACCAGCUCGAUUAUGAUGAGGAGGUCAUGUAUAAGAGCUCCCAGUUCCUGUACGACCAUGUGCGCCAGGGCGACGGGGCCAGGCCCUUCUGCUUGACGGUCUCCCUCACCCACCCCCACGACCCCUACACCAUCGAAGAGCAAUACUGGGACCUCUACGAGGACGUCGACAUCGUGGCCCCCACCGUGACGAUCCCGCGCGAUGAGCAGGACCCGCACAGCAAGCGCCUCUUGAAGGUGUGUGAUCUGUGGGAUGCUGAGAUUUCGGAGAAGCAGGUUAAGCGGGCGCGGCGCGCGUAUUAUGGCGCGGUUAGCUAUGUGGAUGAUUGUAUUGGCCGGCUGCUGAAGGUGCUGAAGAAGUGUAAGUUGGAUGAGAAUACUAUUAUUGUCUUCUCCGGCGAUCAUGGGGAUAUGUUGGGAGAGAGGGGGUUGUGGUAUAAGAUGUCCCUCUUCGAAGCCUCUGUCCGCGUGCCGCUGCUCAUCCAUCACCCUGCCUCCUUCCCAGCCCGCCACGUCUCUUCGCACGUCUCGACACUGGAUAUCCUGCCUACCCUCGUCGACCUCGUCGGCACAAAAUUGUGGGAUACCCUUGACAUCGACGGACACAGUCUCUACCCCUUCCUCCGCGGCGCCUCAGCCAACGCAGCGAAGGACACCGCCUACGCAGAGUACUGCGGCGAAGGCACCGUAUCCCCCCUAAUGAUGAUCCGUCGCGGAAAGUGGAAAUACGUCACCUGCCCCGUCGACCCCGAGCAGCUCUACGACCUCUCCGCCGACCCCCUCGAGCUCAUCAACCUCGCCCUCCCCCCCUCCAAGAGCAUCGCCUCUUCCACCACCAACUACUCCGCCUUAACCAAAUCCACCACCUCCCCCACCGAGGCCUCCACAGCCCUCGCCGCCUUCCGCGCCGAAGCAAGCGCCAAGUGGGAUUUCCCAACCAUCACGCGCUCAGUGCACCACUCGCAGCGCCAGCGCACGCUGGUGUGGUCCGCGCUCACGAAGGGGAAGUUCACGAGCUGGGAUUAUAACCCGAUUGAUGAUGGGAGGGAGAAGUAUAUUAGGAGCCACUUGCCGCUUGAUGAGCUGGAGUUGAGGGCUAGGUAUCCGGCGGUGGAUGAGAGGGGGGUGGUGAGGGGGGGGGUGGUGAGGGAGGAGGGGGGGAGUGUUAGGGAGGUUGUUAUGUGAAAGGGGGGUGUGUGUCUUGGGACUCAUUCGCUUACUCACCUCACGACUUGCCUGUCUGCCUGUCUGCCUGUCUGCCUGCCUUUCCAUUCUCACCUUCUCGAUCUUUUCUGUUUUUUUGUUUUCGUGUUUUUUUGAAAAAAAGCGGCAUCGCGUGUUAUGCUUGCGGAGGGGGGGAUUAAUCAUGCAUUGAAGCGAAACAUCUCUUUCUUCUCCAGCGAGCGAGCGGGAUGCGGACUAUUACCAGGACGGCGUUUGGGAUGCUUCUGUUUUUGUUUUUGUCUUUGCUUUGGUUUUUAUUGGGUUUUAUUGGGUUUUAUUUUCUGUUUUGUUUGUGUUUUUGGGGGGGGUCUUGCGCGGUUCU